Molecule: messenger RNA, 2052 nt
Organism: Rhizoctonia solani
Lineage: Eukaryota; Fungi; Basidiomycota; Agaricomycetes; Cantharellales; Ceratobasidiaceae
Product: molybdenum cofactor biosynthesis protein
Exons: 6
Coding region: 1-2052 (683 amino acids)
Biological process (GO): Mo-molybdopterin cofactor biosynthetic process
Molecular function (GO): metal ion binding; cyclic pyranopterin monophosphate synthase activity; GTP 3',8'-cyclase activity
Source: RefSeq, a predicted model, not a curated record
AUGUUGGCCAGGAGGGCUGCCAUACAGGCCCGUAUCGCGGCUGUUGACCGAGACCUAGCGCGGGGCCCCGUGCCGACUCUGGUCGACUCAUUUGGGCGAAAACAUGACUAUUUACGGAUAUCUCUUACGGAGAGAUGCAAUCUUCGCUGCCGGUAUUGUAUGCCUGAGGAAGGUGCUCCGCUCUCACCUUCAGGGAACAUCCUUACCAACGACGAGGUUGUUCGGUUGGCCCGCAUUUUCGUUCAGCAUGGAGUCAACAAAAUACGGAUUACUGGGGGAGAGCCUACUCUGCGUCGUGGGCUCUCAGAAUUAAUACAGGAGCUAAGAAGCCUAGGAGUAAAGCAGAUUGGUAUGACCAGCAAUGGUAUUGCUUUGUGGAAAAAGUUGCCCGAACUAGUCCACAGCGGCCUGACUCAUCUUAAUCUCAGCCUUGACACUCUUGACCCCAAUAAGUUUGAGCGUAUGACCCUUCGCCGGGGGCACGACAAAGUACUCAAAUCUCUUCAUACGGCACUCGCCUUGCACGAGUCAUCGCCAAAUCCCAUGCCAAACUAUUCUGGUCCACAGCUUCACUCUGUCAAACUCAACACUGUUCUCAUUCGUAAUACGAACGACUCAGAAAUAGCGCGUUUCCUGGCUCUUACCCGCUUCAAUCCCUUGAGCGUACGGUUCAUCGAGUUUAUGCCAUUUGCUGGGAAUCAAUGGGACGCAAAUGCAGUAGUGACGGCUUCGGAGCUCCUUCAACGUGCCCGUGAUCUAGUCCGCGGGGGUUGGUUCGACGACAACACGCCCUCGAAUUUGUCCGAUUCCAACGGAAUUAUCUCUUUGCCCCGGGAGCCGACGGAUACAGCGCGAACCUACCGUAUCCAAGGCUUCACUGGGACCUUUGGCUUUAUAUCGAGCAUGUCUGAUGACUUCUGUGCUGGAUGUAACCGACUUAGGAUUACGGCGGAUGGAAACCUAAAGCCGUGUCUUUUCGACCAGAAAGAGACACCGUUAAGAGAUUUGCUUCGGAGCCAGUCACCCACUGUCGAGAAAGACCUAGUGGCAGCAAUUCGCGGAGCCGUUGGAGGGAAAUUUGCUAAACACGGCGUGCCUAAUAGCUCCUUCAGUGACCCCGAAGAAAAUCACGACCAGAGCACCGUACGGAAGGCCGGAGAAAAGAUAGGCGAGCGGUUGGCUCGACCUAUGAUCUUGAUUGGUGGCAUUGGUCCCCAUUUAAAUAGCGAAAAUUCAUCUGAAGAAUGGGAAACAAACAUAUCCCAGUAUUUAUCCCGAGGUUCCAAUUCAACACUGCAUGUAGGAUCAACUCCGGCCCCAACCUCCAACUUGAGGCACCGCUCCUUCCCGGCCUAUAAUUUACUUCCGCUCCCCACUCGCUUCGACAACUCUAUGGUCCCUCAUGCUCGCUGGAACCAUACACCGUCUUCUAAUCUAACACACAUUGAUCCGGAAACCGGCCGAGCGCGGAUGGUUGAUGUGUCCCAAAAAGAUAUCACACAGCGUUCGGCGACGGCCGUGGGGAGAAUUAUCAUUCCUGAACAUGCAUAUCGAUUGAUUAUAGGGGAAACCCCUAGUGGCACAUCCCAUCAAACCUCCCCGACGGUUGCAAAAAAUGAUCCCGCUACAACUUCCCAAGCGGCGCAGGAGCGGAAUGAAGAUAGCUCCGCUAUUAAACCCAAGGGGAAACCUGGCAAGGGAGAUGUAAUAGCAACCGCCCAAAUAGCAGGAAUCAUGGCUACCAAACGCACAUCAGACCUCAUUCCGCUCUGCCAUCCGCUGCCGAUCACCCACGUCGAUGUCAUUCUCGAACCAUCCGUCACGCCUAAAUCAGAAGGACCUUUAGUGUACUCGGUCACGGUCUCUGCCACCGUUCGAACAGCAUCCAGAACAGGCGUGGAGAUGGAAGCCCUAAUGGGAGCUAACGUUGCGUUGCUGACUAUUUGGGAUAUGCUCAAGGCUGUGGCUGGACAACAAAUGACGAUUGAGGGUGUAUACGUAUCACGAAAGGAGGGUGGAGCUAGUGGGUUAUUUGAGAGAAGUAAUGUGUGA